Podospora pseudocomata is the source of this 608-nucleotide messenger RNA. RefSeq lists its product as uncharacterized. Lineage: Eukaryota; Fungi; Ascomycota; Sordariomycetes; Sordariales; Podosporaceae. The record is from RefSeq and is a predicted model, not a curated record. The coding region runs from base 309 to 608 and encodes 99 amino acids. The transcript has 3 exons.
UUUGACCAUUACGUUGCUCUGAAGACUGGUGUUGAUGUUGGUGGGGGGAAUUAUCAUGCAUCCUUGGCAUCUCCAAAGCCCCCAAAUGCGACACUUCCCCACCUGACAAAGCAGCGAUUAAAGUCACGUGAAGUGGCGUCCCGCGUCGCUCUUCCCAGCGGCGUGUUCGUCCCAUUCAGCGGCAGACCUUGAACGUCACCAUCGUCGUCACGAAGUGACUCAGUGGACUCUGUCGCUUGGGUUGCUACUCUAUUAUCGAUGUAAUAUAUCACCCACCUUAUUUUUUACUUUCCAGUCCCUUUCGAAGCAUGGCUUGGGCUCGCAUACUUUGGCAGGUGUACCUGCGAGUAGAGGAUCAUAUCGUCGCCCGAAUCCUCCAAAGCCCCGGCUUCCACCACGGCGUACGGCGCAUCCACCGUAGAGUCGAACAUUUCCGAUACGGGCGCAACCCACACGAAUCACUGCGCCAGGGAGAGGCCUCAGCAGACCCUAGAGAAGGAUACGAACAGGCUAGGAGUUUCUUCAAAUACUUUAUUGACGAGCUCAAGAACCAGGCCAAGGGGAGGCCAACGGAUGUGGCACCCCCACCAGCACCACAUAAGAAGUGA